Molecule: messenger RNA, 1170 nt
Organism: Papaver somniferum (opium poppy)
Lineage: Eukaryota; Viridiplantae; Streptophyta; Magnoliopsida; Ranunculales; Papaveraceae
Product: F-box/kelch-repeat protein At3g06240-like
Exons: 1
Coding region: 1-1170 (389 amino acids)
Molecular function (GO): protein binding
Source: RefSeq, a predicted model, not a curated record
AUGGGAGGAGUAUCUUCUAAGUCCAAGAUGGGAUCGAUGGACGAGGAGGAAAACACGAAUGAAAAGAGAUGCCCGCACCUACCAGCAGAAAUUAUCAUCGAGAUCCUUUUCAGGUUACCUCAUCGAUCUCUCUUAAAAUUCAGGUGUGUAUCAAAACUUUGGAGCGUCUUAUUUAAUAGCCCUAAACUUAUUGAUACGAUCCAACACAACUUUAGCAUCAUGGAUAGAAUCCGCAACGAUAUGUAUUGUAUAGAUAAUGGAUCAUUAUCCGCAUCAUCAUUACUUGAUGGUAUUGACAGCCGUAUUCAGAAGAUUCAUUGCCCAGUCGUUGAUGAUCACUUUAGGAUUAGUUUUAUGGCUUCUUGUAAUGGGUUGUUUUGCAUACGCACUACUAAACGGCAUGAUUGUAGUUUAUGGGAUCCAUCUAGGGGGGACUACGAACGAAUACCUCCACCACCACCUGAUCCAUUUCCAGUUGAUAAGUUUUUAUAUAGGAGCGGCUCAACAUUUGUAGCUAUAGGAUAUGGGUUUGGUUAUGACUCCAAGAGUGAUGAUUACAAGUUUGUACGCUUUACAAGCUAUUUAAACUUGAACCUAUCUGAAGCUGAGAUCUAUUCUCUGAGAUCGAAUUCAUGGAAACGAAUCCAACAUAUCUCUUAUCUAUUAUCUCCGCAAACAUACAAGUACGGGGUGUUUUAUAAUGGAUCUCUUCAUUGGCAGUCAUCCUCUUCUCCCAAAGCCUUAAUUGCUUUACAUAUGACAGAUGAGUUUAUCAGAGGAAUCUCACCCCCGGAAAAUCCAGAUUUUGAAAAAUUCUGUAACACUGAAUAUAUUGAUGUGCUGAAUGGGUGUCUUUCCAUGCUUUAUAGUAAUGUAGACCUUGGUUAUGAAGUAUGGUCGAUGAAGGAUUAUGGAAAUAAAGAGUCAUGGAUUAAAAUUUACAGCAUUUCAAAACUGUCUAUACCACUUGAAACAGGAUGGUUUGGGAGAUUGAGAAGGAUCGCGUGUUUAAAAUCCGGAGAGAUUCUAUUAGAGGUUUUUCAUCUCGGCAUGAAUCGGACUACUACAGAGGCUUUGGUUUUAUAUGAUAUGAAGAAUGAAACGUCUAGGUUUCUUAAGUACCACAAGGAUACAAUAACUUCACUAUCAUUCCAUAGUUAUGUGAAAUGA